AAUACCGAAACGGCCACAAAUGCUUACCAGCAUCAUCACAAUACCCGGGCAGCUGAGAAUUUUUUCAAUGUUCCAGAUUCGAUAUCCCUAAUAAAUAUUGUAAAGCCGGAGAGAUUACAGAACAAUGCCAUGAACCACUCUGCAGAAGAUGAAAAUCAACAAAAUAAUUCCGAAACUGAAACAAAAACCUCCAUAAAUUCCUAUCACCAUCAUCGGGCGCCACGCACCCCCGAAAGUUAUUUCAAUGUUCCCGAAUCCAUUGCCCUGCUAAAUAUUGUCAAAUCCGAACGGAUACAAAGUGCAUUUCAAUCGAAUCGUAAAAAUCAUGCCAGUGUCUGGGAAAUGGUUGCCGAAGUCCUAAAUCGUUAUAGUGCCCGUAAGCGAUCGGCCAAACAGUGUUGUAAUCGUUAUGAGAAUCUAAAGAAAAUCUAUACCCAGCUGAAAAAGAAUCCCGAACGUCAUGUACGUCGCAAUUGGCCAUAUAUGUUUCUGUUUAAGGAAAUCGAAGAACAGCGGGGUGAAUGUUGGGGUUCGAACAGUAAACGGAUUGCGUUGUUGGCCAAAAAUCAAGAUGAAUUAUCGUAUUAUCAUCGGAGACGCCAGGCAGCAGAGUUUGGCGCCUUGUUGGAUAAACAAACUCAGGCGGCAGUGGUGGCCCAACAUAAUCUCCUACAAAGUCUGGCAGCUGUUCAUUCCAAUGAUUCGAACUCGAAUUCGAAAUUGGAACGUUUCCUACCCAAUCAUUUUGUCGAGGCUCAAUUGGGUAAUGAUAGCAGCUGCAACAACAACACCAUGAAUGGUAGUGGCGGGGACAGAGGUGGCAGUAGUAAUGGUACUGGUGGUAGCGCCGAUAUUAACGGUACCAAUGGCAGUGUCUAUGAUGAAUCUCCCUCACCUCUACCCCUGCAAAUGUCACGCAAAGAUCCCCACGAUGUUUCACAUAACAUCUCAGCUGAUUUACCCGAAAAUGCUGCCCAUAAUCUCCUGCAAGCUCAUCUAAGUGGUGGUGUGGCAGCAGCGGCUGUUGCUGCCGCCGCUGCCAAUAACCUAAAAGAGGCUCUGGCUCAACAAUAUGAAAAAGACUGCAACGGGGCACUGAAUCUGCAGACCAGUGAUAACAACAAUGUCUCAAUGAAAUCGGAACCAAUGUCGGAUGGUGAAUUUAAUCCCGAUGAUAUACAGCUGAUGCAAACGAAUUAUAAUGG
Musca vetustissima is the source of this 1205-nucleotide messenger RNA. RefSeq lists its product as uncharacterized. The annotation marks the transcript as partial. NCBI's taxonomy places the organism in Eukaryota, Metazoa, Arthropoda, Insecta, Diptera, Muscidae. The record is from RefSeq and is a predicted model, not a curated record. The transcript is spliced from 3 exons.